AUGGCGGUUACCGUCCUACCACCCAGCUCGAUAUCCGAGUCCGUCAAACAAGCCGUACGAUCAACAUCCACAUGCUCCGACGCAACCGUGUUGUCCCUCCAAACAUUGCUCCGCGGAUCGAGUAAGGCGCCCGAGAAGCCUGUACGACGGAAUACGAAGACUACGAAAGAACCCGCUCCAACGACAAGUCGCGCGAAGACAUCUAGGACGGUUAAGACGCGAACUGGCAAUGAGACGGGGUUGUCACUUGUUGACCACGAUGGUCCCGCGUUGUCGCCUCAGGAGAAGCUCGUGCUUGCUACGGAGGUGUUCAAUGGGACGCUGAAGACAUUGACCGACGCGUCGAAGGGGCCGACUAACAAACGUCAAGCUGCUCUACCGGAUAACGUCUCGAUAAAGUCUGGGAGGACGAAUGGGUCGGCCGCGGACAAGGGGGUCGUUUCGGCUGCUGAAUGCGCGAGACUAGCUCUCGCGACUCUACGAGCUUUAAAGAACGAACAGAAAUCAUCGAGCGAAUUACCGAAUAUGCAACUCGAGCAGGGCGCGUGCGUGUUAGCUGGGAAAUUGAUCUCGCUGGGAUUAACCGAGAUGGCGUGCAAGGAACUUCGAUCUUUGAAGAGGAGGAUACAACAACAUCUGGAUGCGAGACAGGCUGGGAAAAAAGCUGUGUCUACGAGGGAUGGCGCGGAUGAAGAUGCUGGCAAGGAACGGAUGUCUGAUCUUCUUACGUUUUCGAAUAUCGCCAAUGCGGAGUCGUUGUAUGGAUUGUUGGUUUCGUACCAUGCGAAUGCGAUGCGACUUCUUGUUGCGGAGAAGAAACCCUCGACUAACGAACGGCUCGUUCCUUUCCUGCAGCUUUCUGAUCAGAGCAGUCCCGCAUAUAUCAUUCUUGCGGCUAUGGAAUCUGGGAAUUUGAGCAGCGACAAGGCCGCUCUUCAACUACAGCUCCUCUCGAAUACGGUGCUGUCUCUAUGCGCCAGCAAGUCUUCCUCCACCGAUGAAUCGACACCCAAAGACGCGUUGAAACCAAUCACAUCCCUAAAUUUACAACUUCUAUCUCUCGAAAUUCGUUGCUUGGGCUGGAAAACAUCUGGCCAUGUCUGCGAUGAAAACAAGGAAAUGAUUGACCCGCUCCUGCGCUAUCUGGGCGCGUUCUCUCAUCGCAGUAAGGAGAUUGCCAAGGCUGAAUUCGCGGCAAUUUACAAGACGAUCACCCGGAUUCAGGCUUCAAUGACGGAAGUCAAGAAACAGCGCCAGGAGUCCAAGGAUAUGAACUCGGCUGCCAAGAUCAUGACCAUUCUUGGGCAGCUUGCUUUAGAUGCUGGGUGUCUUGAUGAAUCGUUGAAGCUUUUCAACCAAGCGAUUAUACCACUUUUCAACUCUCAGAGCCUUGCUCUGGCUACUGUUCGGUGCAAAAUUGCUUCUGUUCACUUCCAGGGCCUGAAGGGCUCGAAGAAGUUUCUUGAUGGGGCUCUCAAGGCUACCGCAGACGCUAGUGUUGCUUUGGGGUUGCAACUACGAGGUAGUGUGAACGAUUUGGACGAUUUGUUGGUUGAAUCUGCCAGGCUGAAGAAGCUUGCUCUGGCUUGGUUUGGUGAGACGAUUACCAGAUCUGCGGAUAGUGAUAGCGCGAAGAACGAGAUUGCUUCUCAGAUUCGUGAAUAUCUCCAAGCUUUCUUGAGGUUGCUUCGACGAUAUGUUGGGCGGACACCGGGGGAGGAUUGUGACGAGAAGGAAGCUGAGAUGUUCAAGGCUCGCAUCGCCAUGUCUAAGAGCAUUAUUCUCGCUGGCGUGGAUUCGGCUGUUGCUAUUGGACGAUUGUCGAUUAUGUCUCAGAGACCGCCGUGGGAUGAUAUGCUGCCCAUUCUGACUGAUUGUCAUCGGCUGCUCACGAGCAUCGAAGCUACGGAUGGAAAUGGAUUAGAUACAUCCCUGACGGAAAGCAUUGGUGCUGCACUUGUCAAACUUUCCAACCUUUAUUGGUCUCGAUACAUCAAGGAGAAGGAAGCUGGCCAGGGCUAUCGCGAGCUUUUACCCCUCCUGAAGCAGUCGACUCAGCUACUCUCUACUUGCUCGGCCAAUCAUCGAACGACCGCAUUCGCUGCUCUCAAGUUCGAGAGGACUGCUCACCUGUACCUUGAUGGUAACAGGUUUGAUGACUCUGAGAAAGCAUUCAAGUCUUCUAUCUCAGAAUACGUCGACGCGGGGACUCUUGAGGAAAUUUCCAAAGGCAAUGCAGGUGCUAGCCCCGGCAUGCUUAAUCACGACCCUCAGAGCCCUGGUUUCAUGCUCAGUCGCGUGCUUUCUGCUUUCUUGAAGAUGAAACUCCGAAAGAAGGGAUUGAAGUCUUUGUCUGUCUAUGAUGACGAGGAGCUAGCCCCUGAGCGAAGAGGCAUUCUCCUCGAAUGGCAAAUGGGUCUUCUUUGUGAUCUCCAUGGAUAUUGCCCGAGUGAGGAUGACUUCCAGUCAAUUCUCAGCCCGGUUGUUUCCAGUAUUCUCGACAUUUACUCCGCUGGACUUCACCCUAUCCGACACGGCCGGGUUAUCAUCUCUGCUCUCCGUUUGUUGCUUGAACAUCCCAAUGCCAUGAAUGCCGAUCUGAUGGCAAGAAUUUUGGAAGAAGGGACGGAAGCUCUUAAAUGUGACAAGGGAGUCGGUCAUGACACAGACUUGGCUCCAUUCACGACACAUAUCACAAACUCUCUACGCGUUAUCAUUGGCUUCCAUCAAGGGAAGAUGGAUGCAGGUGAACUAGACGACACACUUUCCUCUUGGUCCUCCAUGGUUCGCCAGUGCCCCGACUCGAAAUCACUGUCUCUUUGCAUCGCGGAUACCAAUUACUGGGUUCUUCAGCUGAAGGCUUUGGUUGACUACACCGAGAUACACGGCCUUUGGAAAGCUCAGCUCUCUGCUCUAGAGUUGAUUCUUCGCGCAGCAGAGCUUCUUCAAUCGGGAGACAUCUCGGAUGGAAUUGUCAUCCUUGCUCGCCUAGUGCUGCAACACUGUCGUCUUGGCCAUUGUCAAAAGGCUGGGGACUUGCUCGCUCGUGGCGAACAGUAUCUCGCCAAGAAUCAGGUCUCCUUGCUGGCGACUAUUUCUUACAAACUCGCUCGGGUUGAGUAUCUGCUUGAGACGGGGGAAAUUGAGAAAGCGGCGGCGACUCUUACCGCGGCCAGAAUGCUUUACCAAAAGGGUCAGAGCUCGGACGAGCUCAACAAUUUAAACGUCUUGUCCAAGAUUUCGUGGGAACGGUUGAUUGCAGAUGCUGCCUUUGUGCAGUCUCGGCUAUCUACCGCUCAGGGUUCAAUGACUCACGCUUUGUACUUUGCCAAGUUGUCUGUGAGGUUGAAUUGCCGAAUCUGGGCAAAGGUGGAAAAGCUAGCUCAGAAGAAGCAAGAUCGAUUACAGCCUUCUAAUGCAGCCUCGGAUGUCGAGGCUGUCGCUGAGGGUGUGGCUAAGCUUGAUCUUUCUCAGAACGGGUCUUCGCCUGAUGUAUCUCCCAGCUAUGUUCAAGGAGCUCCGUUCUGGCCGCAUCUCGGGUCUCAUCAUACCUGUUUGCUGAAUCUGGCUACUUUGUCGGCUCAUCAUGGCUUGUUUCAAGAUGCUAUCUACUAUGGAGAGCAGGCUUUGAAGAUUGACAGGACACUGGAUGCUAAUGUGCGACUCGUUGCUGCUCAAACUCAGCUUGGCUGUUACUGGAUUCUUGGUGGUCAUUUGAGCGAGGGACAGGAUCUUCUUGUCGCGGCUUCUGACUCGUCCAAGCAGCUUCAAACUAGCAUUGAGACUGUUUCCCUCCACAUGGCUCUUGCUUCUCUGUACCGGGUACAAGGACAGCACGAGAAGGCGCUUCGUCUGCUUCAAGAAGCGGAAAAAGCCAUUGCGUCUGUUACCUCUUCUGAUACAGUGAGCAUCUCUGAAGGUCCGAGUGUUGCAGUCCUCGAGGAGAAGAUGGCAAAACUGCAGGUCCGCAGCAGUAGACGCACAGCGUCGACUACUUCUGCUGCUACUGCUGCGCCUGUGCGUCGAACUCGAGCGACUAGCUCAGCUGCUACAACCCGAACCUCGAAGAAGACCUCUACUGCCAAGACACCAAUGCCUGAAGUCCAAUCCAACUCCCUUCUCCGAUUGAAGGGCGACGUCCUUCGGCAGCAAGCCGAUUGCCUACGUGCACUUCGUGACUUUGACCGCUCUGCCCAAACCCUCACCGAAGCCCGACAAUGCGCAGUUGCCCGCGAGAGCAAAGUCUCCAUCGAAAUCGGCGAAAGCGAACAUCUCCUCGCGGACGCAAUCCGCCAUUUCGCCAGCCACGCCGUAUAUUGUGUUCUCCCGGAAUCUACAAUCUCCCUCCCGUCGCUCACGUCCCCAGUCAAGGGAGGAGAAGAGCCAGCACCGCAACCUGCAAAGCCUACGGCUACAAAGAGAACCCGCGCUCCGGCCAAGACGACGCGUGCCAAGGCGCAGAAGGCUAGCGAGGACUUUUCCAUUAUGCUUUCUAAAGCGAGCGAUUGUCUCAGGAGUGUUUUUGCUGAUGCUACUGUUCUUGGGUCGACUCUUGAGAGUCACGCUGCGUCGCGUCUUAUGAGUCGGAUCUCUAUGCUUUCGCAUGCUACUACCCCGGGAGGUCCUGCUACUUGGGCGCAGUCGCCUGCGAACAUGAAUGAAAUCGGUCGUGUUGGGGCAUUUGCCCGUGAACGCAUGGCUAUCGACUUUGACCGGCAACUGGCUGAUUUUGCCGAUCCACUACUGUGGCCAACUACCUCGCCUACGACCAUUGAAAUGAACGAAGAUAUUUGCACCAACUUUGCCGAGAAUUAUAUCGACAUUCUGCCAGAGAAUUGGAACGUUCUCUCCUUGUCAUUGAGCGCAGAUCGCACUGAAUUUGUCGUCUCCCGGCUACAAAAGAAUCGCUCUCCAUUCCUACUUCGACUUCCCCUGCGAAGAGGAAACUCUGACGAUGAUGAAGAAGAGCAGUUCACUUUUGAAGACGGCAAAGAGGAAAUGCAGGAGCUUAUACAACUGGCCAAUCAGAGUGCGCACGCUGCGAAAGCCCAGACUAAUAAGCAAAUGAAGAAGGAAUGGUGGAAGAACCGGGAAGCCCUUGAUCGUCGAAUGGAGAGUCUGCUUCAAAAUAUCGAGAACGUCUGGUUUGGUGGGUUCCGUGGGGUUUUCUCGCCCCUCGCACGGGAUGGGGAUGCCUUUGCUCGAUUUGCGAAUACUUUCCAAGGUAUUCUUGACAAGCAUUUGCCCUCUCGUCAGAAGGGAGGUAAGGCUGCCUCGCCCCGUCUUACUCUGCACCAGAAUGUCGUGGAAUUGUUUAUUGGUCUCCGCGAUCUGGAAGACCAAGAGGAACCUGAAGAUAUCCUGAUGGAUUUGCUUUAUUUUGUGGUGGACAUUCUUCAAUUCCAGGGUGAACGCAAUGCCUACGAUGAGAUCGACUUUGACAUGAUGGUCGUCGAUACUCUUGAUGCAUUGCGAGGUUACCAUGAAGCCGCGCGCGAGGAACUCGCUACUCGCCCCCCUAGUCACACAGUGCUAGUCCUCGACAAAGCCCUGCAUCUAUUCCCGUGGGAAUCUCUUCCUUGCCUGCAAGGCUUCCCCGUUUGUAGAGUCCCAUCCCUCGAAUGUCUCCGCGAGCGAGUCCUCAAUUUCCGUGACUCCCAAUCUGGCGCUGUCAUCAAGCGUACUUCAGGUUCCUACUUGCUCAAUCCGACGGGUGAUUUGCGCACGACACAGGAAACCUUUGAAGGGGAUUUAUCGAAACUCGAGUCCUGGACUGGAAUGGUCAAUCGCGAACCCUCCGAAGAUGAAUUCCGCGCCUCCCUGGAGACCAAGGAUUUAUUCCUGUACUUCGGUCACGGUAGUGGCGCGCAGUAUAUUCGUGGUCGCACCGUCAAGCGGCUGACCAAGUGCGCUGUCGCGUUCUUGAUGGGUUGCAGCAGUGGUACUCUUACCGAAGCUGGCGAGUACGAACCCUACGGCACGCCGAUGAAUUACCUUCAGGCAGGUAGUCCGGCGCUGGUCGCUACGUUGUGGGACGUGACUGAUAAAGAUAUCGAUCGGUUUGCGACGUCUACGUUUGAUACGUGGGGUCUCGUGGAGAAGAAGGUGAAGACUUGUCGUGAUGGUGAUGCUGGUUUGGAUACGGCGGUUGCUGGGGCGAGAGCGUCGUGUGUGUUGAAGUAUUUGAAUGGAGCUGCACCUGUGGUGUAUGGAGUUCCGGUGUUUUUGGAUUGA
Messenger RNA from Penicillium cataractarum, 6234 nucleotides. RefSeq names its product Separin. The transcript is spliced from 2 exons. The record is from RefSeq and is a predicted model, not a curated record. Gene Ontology annotation, cellular component: cytoplasm; nucleus; mitotic spindle pole body. The coding region runs from base 1 to 6234 and encodes 2077 amino acids. NCBI's taxonomy places the organism in Eukaryota, Fungi, Ascomycota, Eurotiomycetes, Eurotiales, Aspergillaceae. Gene Ontology annotation, biological process: proteolysis; meiotic chromosome separation. Gene Ontology annotation, molecular function: protein binding; cysteine-type endopeptidase activity.